Molecule: messenger RNA, 1386 nt
Organism: Eimeria necatrix
Lineage: Eukaryota; Apicomplexa; Conoidasida; Eucoccidiorida; Eimeriidae
Exons: 2
Coding region: 1-1386 (461 amino acids)
Source: RefSeq, a predicted model, not a curated record
AUGGCGGCGCGGAGUGCUGCCCUGGCGGUGACAUGGCUGGCGGCUGCGCUGCAGCUGGCGGCCUGCAUCGGGAAGUCGCAGCCCGCGGCCGCGUCUUUCUCGCGGGCCGCCACUGCCGGCGAACUGCAGGCGCUGAUCAACAGCAUCAAGUUGGCCGUGGACAGCCGCGUGGUGGCCUCUGCUGCGCUCCCGCUGCCCUCCUCCAAGGGCGCCAACAGCGUGGUGAUCUCCCGCGGCAGUUUCCAGCGCUCGAGCUUGCCCAGCGUGGCCAGCGUGGCCACUUUCAGCAGCGGGGGGGGUCUGGGGCUGCCCCCCUGCUCCAAGUGCAGCAUGAACUCCGGGGUGACCAGUGGUCCAUCUACGGACAUUCAAAUCGACAUCCCCAGCAACGGCGGAAGCACUGACAUCAUCAUCGAGGAGAACUUCGCCAACGGCGGCGGCAACGGCAGCGUCGCCACUGCCUCCUUCGCCUCGCGAGCCUCCCGCGUUUCCGCAGCCCGCGCGCCCACUGUGGUCAUCCGCGACUACGGGCCCCGCAGCAGCCGCACAGUGCCCUUUCCGAGUCUCUUUAAUGUGCAGCAGAGUUUUGCGCAGCGGCCCGCAGUGGUCUCCACUUUUGCCUUCGAAAGCCCCCCGUCCAAGUCCAUUCAAGUCCCCACAUUUCCCUCCAAAGGCGCCAUUAAUGGCAUUAAUGGUGGCAUUAACAGUGGCAUUAAUGGCGGCCUUAAUGGCGGCCUUAAUGGCGGUAUUAAUGGUGGCAUUAAUGGCGGCAUUAAUGGCGGAAUUAAUAAUGGCAUUAAUGGCGGCAUUAAUAAUGGCAUGAAUGGCGUUAAUGGCGGCAUUGACAGCGGCAUCAAUGGCGGCAUUGACAGCGGCAUUAAUAAUGGCAUUAAUAGUGGCAUUAAUAAUGGCAUUAAUAAUGGCAUUAAUGGCGGCAUUGACAGUGGCAUGAACGGCGGCCUCAACGGCGGCGUAGACAGCGGGUUCAACAAUGGCAUUGACAGUGGCAUUAAUGGCGGCAUUAAUGGCGGCAUUAAUGGCGGCAUUAACGGCAAUAAUGGCAGCAUUAAUGGCAUUAAUGGCGGCAUUAAUGGUGGCAUUAAUGGUGGCAUUAAAGGUGGCAUUAAUGGUGGCAUUAAUGGCAUUAAUGGCGGCUCUGGGGGCGUUGCACAGAAGGGCGGCUGGAGCGAUCCGGGGCAAACUGGAGUGGUUGCCAGCAUGCCCAGGAGCGGCUUCAGCGCAGCAACGCCCCAGAAAGGCUCUUGGGGCGGCAGCGGGGGCCCCAGCGUGGCCAGCAUGUCCCGCAGCGCGGGCCGGGGCCCCUACAUGACCAGCAUAGUAUCUUUUGUGCAGCGGCGGCUGGAGAAGCUGCAAAGGGCUGAUUAA